Molecule: messenger RNA, 3342 nt
Organism: Neohortaea acidophila
Lineage: Eukaryota; Fungi; Ascomycota; Dothideomycetes; Mycosphaerellales; Teratosphaeriaceae
Product: ribosome 60S biogenesis N-terminal-domain-containing protein
Exons: 2
Coding region: 1-3342 (1113 amino acids)
Biological process (GO): maturation of 5.8S rRNA from tricistronic rRNA transcript (SSU-rRNA, 5.8S rRNA, LSU-rRNA); maturation of LSU-rRNA from tricistronic rRNA transcript (SSU-rRNA, 5.8S rRNA, LSU-rRNA)
Cellular component (GO): nucleolus
Source: RefSeq, a predicted model, not a curated record
AUGUCGAAACGAUCGCGCGACAUAGCGCAGGACGACCGGCCUCCCAAGAGACCCAAACCGGAGCACAGGAAUGAAGACCGAUCGCAACUCGAGGAUAUCCAUUCGGCGCGGCAACUGCAACAACUUCUAACCUUCCGCCAAGAUGGCAUUCAGCAGUUACGACAUGGCAUAGCCUGCUUCAAGGCCUUUCUGGACAAGAUUCUAUACCAGGACAACGAAGAUGAGACCGCAAGACAACUGUCGAUACUGCGCGAAUUUUUGGAGAGCGCAAAGCCCGCCGAUGCCAAUGAUCUCGAACAGCCCUUUCUCGCGCAGCUCUGGCAAGCAUGGUCCUUUGCGAACGAGAACCACAUCGACCCUCUUGCAUCGUCCGUGAGUGCCAUCAUAGCGCUGCUCCUUAAGACUUUGUCUGGCAAUAUCGACCUCCGCGAGUAUGGGUACCUGCUUUGCCGGACCGUGUUGCAGUAUCAGCAUUUGCGGCUCAUCAAGCGCAAUCUCGAGGCUCCAAAGCAUAAGGAGAAUGUCAUGUCUCCAUGCUUGAGGCUGCUGAUUGAGGCCGCGAGCUUUGAUGGUGGAGUCCUGGCCAAGGAGGUCUACAAGAAACGGGAGCUGACGUUCGAUGCUGGCACGAUACGGAGGAAUCUGGGCCUCAUCAGGACUGACAUUCCCGAGGCGGAACUUCACAGACGGUUCUCCAUCCGAACGUGGACGGUUCGUUACAUCUUGACACUUCUGAAGCACGUGCACGAAGGGGGAAAGGUCGACAUUCUGUCUAGCAGACCAAUCUGCACGGGACUGUUCCAUCAUCUCCGCGUCGAUCCGCCUGCUUUGGUGGAGGAGCUGCUGGACACUGUCGCGAAAAGUGUUCUCAACGAUGCAGAUUUGCCUCGAUCAGCGAAAGCCGCCCUGUUGAUCCAGCAAAAUCUCGAGCGUGUAACUGAAGUUGCAACUCGAUCGCGAGCAGGCAACGCAUCCGCUGAGAAAGCGUUCAAUUGGCUGAAGAGCGUAUGCUCUAAUCCAUCACUUGGCCUGCUCCGGACUAGCGGCUGGUACCCUCCAGGCACCACAAAUGAAAGUAAUGUGGCUGAUGGAGAUGGUACCAUUGAUCUUGGACUGGACAGUAUCGAGUUCUAUGACCGGGACACCCGGCCAGACAUCAGGAACACUAACCUGUUGCCAUGGCUAUGCACCCUUCGACCGCACACGAACCUGCAAGAACAAGAGCUCAUUCUGCUCUGCUUCCGCUCGGCCCCCGAACUCGUGGCUGCAUACUUUGCGGAGAGUAAUAUGCAGUUCGAGCCCAAGUUGUCCAAUACAUGGAUUGGUUACGCCUCGUUUCUCUUCGAGGUUGUGCAACUGCCUUUGCCUGACCUCUUGGGCAACGAGAACGAAUGGGCCGAGUUGCCACCGCAGACUACCAUCAUGAUCGAAAACAUACUUCCGCGUCCGUUGACGCAGAAAGCGCUCACUCGAUGUUUGAAUCAAAGCAGCGAGCUUGUGACGUUUUUUGCUGUACGACUGCUUGUCAUCGCCUUUGAUAAGAUGUCGAGGAUCCGAGAGCAGCUGGCUAUUGGCGCCGAGAAGUCGCCCGGACGUUCCGACCUCUGGCAUGCUGCGUUGGAAAGACUACUGGUCGCGUUCGCUGGUCGCUGUCCUAAUAUGAAGGAUGUGGUGUCCACAUCCCGCAAGCUCGCGGAUGAUGAUGAGCAUGUUCUCCAGCGGGAAGCCAUCACCAGGCUCCUUCGACUCUACUACGAAGUCACUCCCCUCGAAGCAUUUGACGCCCAAUUCGACAUAUCUGCUUCUCUCACCGCAGCCUUGCUACGAACAGAAUCGGCAGACCAAGGCGAAUUUGCAGGGAUCCGGGCCCUGGAACUUGAGCAUUUGCUCAAGAUUGCUCGAUUCAAUAUCGGAGUUCGCUGGCUGAGCAAGCAGGGUGGGCUGAUGUACUCGCCAAUCAUCACCCUUCUCAAAUUGCACAGGCAGGACUUGCAGAAUCAGACAAUCAGGGGAUUGAUCUGCUAUGUGUUGAUUGAGAACAGCAUCAUCAGCAGUACCGCUGUGUGUGAUGCCCUUAUUGCUUCUCUGAUCCGACUCGAUGAUCCGACGUUCGCUCAUGUUGGCGCCUUUCUCGACGACUGCUUUACGCGGGCGAGCCGGAAACCGAUCAAAUAUGUCGAUGAUAUCGAAGCGAUCGUUCCAUCUCAUGGCGAAGAAAGGGCAUCUCCGCCGAGUGUCUUGAUUGCGGUGCUGUUGGAGCAAGCCGCGUUCGUGCUGGCCAGGCCGACGCCUGAGCGAGAUGUCUCGGCUUCCUGGAUUGCUACAUUCUCGGAGCUCGUGGCUGCUGUCGAAAGCAACACUGCUGUGCAUACGCUCGUCGACAAGCUGAAAGAACAGCUCGGUAUUUCGAGCACGCGUUCCGCUAAAGGUCGUUUGGACUACUCCACGUUGAUCAAAACAGUCACUCUCCAAGAGACUCUCGUUGAAGAAACCAAUGGAUUCGACUCGGAUGAUUCGGUCAUUAUUCCUUUCAAGCCACCGCCUGAAGAGCGUGAAGAUCACCCGGAACUCCUCAAAUGGGCGAAGAAAGAGCUCGACAUCGCACUCGAAGAUGGCGCCGUCGAUGCCUUGAUCCUCUGUCUCUGCUCUCAAUACCCCGAAGUCCGCACUCAGGCUCUAACGCAGCUCUACAAACUGCAGGAGAGUCUGCACAAUUCCAGUCUAGAAGACAAAGAUGCGGUGGCUGUGCUGCUAGGCGAGCUCCUCGAGACGUACGAAUUCCAUUGCGUGCCGAAACGCGAGGCUCUGCCUUACCUCGCGGGGACGUUUGCGACACGUGCGCUUCGCGUGCAGAUGCAGCCGAUGCAUGUCAUGUACCCGAAGAUGAACAAAUAUCUGAACAAGGGGCCCGAAUGGCGCAUACAGAAGAUGCCAAACUACUGGCUCGACAACACCGUGCUUUCUACGCCGGAAAUGGACGACGAGUAUUGGGAGGAGGCACAGUGGGUCCUUGGUUGGUUGAUCGACGGGUUGAGAACACCGGCAGAUCACGAAAUCUUGAGACGUGCGGCGGUGUUUGAGAAAGUCAUGAGUUUCGAUGGGUCCCCCGGAGCUGCUGGGCGCAAGGACGUAAGGCACGCUAUACUGGAACUCCUGUGGCGAGCGACCUUUGUUGAGGGAGGUAGUACGACACUCAUCACUCGCACGGGAGUGCUGGGUUGGCUUGACAUGAUCGAAAGUAGUGGGGAUGGGGUGGAGCUGGCGUUGAAGAAGCGGCUUGUCGAGACUUGCGACAAGACCAAGAUCGAGGAAUGGAGUGGAGUGCAGUUGAGCGAUCUAUAG